Molecule: messenger RNA, 2339 nt
Organism: Salpingoeca rosetta
Lineage: Eukaryota; Choanoflagellata; Craspedida; Salpingoecidae
Exons: 14
Coding region: 1-2097 (698 amino acids)
Molecular function (GO): protein binding
Source: RefSeq, a predicted model, not a curated record
AUGCCAAAUCUUCCAAUACUUUUCCAGCACCAAUUCCUGAGUCAGCAGUUUGCCAGCGGCAAGGCGAAAGGAAAGACAGGACUGCUGGAUAUGGCGCACUGUUUGGGUUGGACCGAGUUGAUGCAGGCUGCGGCUGAUGGCGAUGCAGAGCGAGUCGCGCACUUGUUGAGCCAGGGCAGUGCAUCGUCCAACAUCAAUCAGGCUAACGCGUAUGGAGGAACAGCACUCCACUGUGCCUGUCGAUCGGGCUCCACCGACGUUGUGCUACACCUGCUGCGUGCUGGAGCUGCAGUUGAUCCAACCAGUGCAUACCCCUCGCCUCUCAUGGUUGCCGCCAACUACGGGCGUGUGGACGUGGUGCGGGUGCUGCUUGAGCACGGUGCGAAUGCAGAUCGCACCACGGAGGUCGGGUGGACAGCCGCCAUGUUCGCCUGCACGUCGCACCAGCCGCAAGCCCUUGAGGUGCUGCUGCCCGCAAUGCGCCGCGGUGUGAGCAGCACGACAGCGAGUGGAGAUACAGCGGCGACCAUUGCAGCGGCUGCCAACAGCCGGGCGUGCAUGCGCCUGCUGCCCUCAUCACCAGCACACCGCAUCCCUGGCGCAACGAGUGCUCAUGGCGAUCACGGAGACAGUGGCGACGCACGCGUGCGGCGGGAGCUCUCGGUCAUGGAGGCGAUAUUGACCAACGACACGCAGGCGCUCCAGGCUGCGAUUGCACGCGGUGCCAACGUUAACACAGCGGACCACGACGGCACAACACCGCUGAUGCUGGCUGCAAUGCGAAACGACGAGCGGGCCGUACAUGUCUUGCUUAAAGCCGGCGCAGAUGUGGAUGUGCAGUCCCGUGCAAACGGAUGGACGGCCCUGAUGCAAUCCGUGUAUUACGGACACACGCAAAUCACCACUGCCUUGCUGGAAGCAGGCGCAAACACAAUGCUGACCGCAAUGAGCGGUGAGACGGCAGCAGAUGUUGCUGCGUCCGUCGCCAACACGCAUGCCCUGCACCUCAUCCACCGCCACCACCUCGCCCCCAGACAUACCACCACCACCACCACCUCGACCACCUCCCCCUCUUUCGUAUCACGUGCUGCAGGUGACAACAACACCAGCCCACCAACAACGCGAGCACCCUCAACAAAAGAACCAACAACGCCAACAACGGAGGGCCAACAACAACACAACCAGCAGCAGCAGCAGCAGCGACCACGCGCCCAAUCUGCGCGCAAGAGCCAGGAGUCCUUGAAGGGAGGACUGAGGAGGAGUCAGUCCUUCUGUAUUGGCGUGAACGCAUUGCCCGUCAUGGCGAACAAGAACAAGCAGCAACAGAGCAGCCCCUGGUGGCGCCGUCUCUUGCGGCUCCGUGCUCGCCGGACUCUCAAGCCCAUCCCUUCGCCACCAUCGUCGUCGUCACCGCCAAUGUCCUCCCUGAUGCCCGCCGCCACGCGCGACCAUGUGAGCAGUGCAGGCGAUGGCGCGGACGAAACCAUUGCUGCCGUUCCGACAUUCACCGAUCUGUCUGCAUCCCAGCACUCCCCGUUUGACGAAUUCCACCAGGCAACGCCCCCAAACAGCACCGCCCCCUACACCGCUGCAGCACAAGUGGCCCCGCCCACACCAACGCCGGCAACAUCGUCACCAGCACCGCCACACCGUGCUGGCACUGCUGUUCCCCUGAGUCCGUUGCAGUCUGUGCUGCUGGGUGCCGGUCUGCACCGCGUUGUGCGCGUGUGUCAGCGGGAAGAAAUCGACGACGACACACUCGUCGACAUGACGGCUGCAGACUUUGCUGAAUGCGGCCUUGCUGAUGGUGAUGGUGAUGGUGGUGACAAUGGCGAUGGUGGUGAUGGGGAUGACGACACUGUUGGUCGGGCAUUGGCCGUGAUUGUGCAAUGGCAUGAGCAGCAGCAGCAGCAGCAGCAGCAGCAUGAGGAGGUGCAAGAGAGCAUGCAGACCGGGGGUGGUGUUGGACUUGAUCAGAGCCUGCUGGCAUUCUCGCUUCGCUUUCGUGCACGACAUCAGGACGACGAUGACGACGACGACGACAACGACGACGAUGAUGAUGAUGAUGAUGAUGAUGUGAUGGGGUUGGAGAGCUGAUGUGCACAUGUGCACGACAAGUGGUGGUGGCGAGCAGUGCAAUACAACCUGGCCAACAUGCACGAUGGCGACAGAGAUGAAUUGAUCCUCUCUGUGAUCUGUUGUCACGCAACCAUAGCCGUACUUGCCCUCGUUUAAUAUGUAUUCGUGAUGUCAUUGGCUAAUCGACACGUGUGCACACUUGCUUGCUUGCUGGCGUAUGCAAAUCGAAUCGAACUAAACAUAAACAUAUUUGGCCCAGA